AACGUCCGUCGCCGCCGAUCGUGUUCUCGCGCGCGUUGUGCAACGCGGGGAGCCGAGCAGACUUCGUGUAACCGAUCCGGCGGCGCGAGACACGUAAACGUUAUAGGCUGUCGUUUCGGCCGGCCGAGUAGUCAGUGGCAACGUGACUGCAGUCCGCGCUCGCCGUCCGUCGCCGUCAUUCCGUUCACUCGUCGUCAGCGCGCGCGCGUUUCGCUCUCGUACCGUGCUCGCACGCGUUUUGUCGCCAGCGUGCGUGUUCUUUUGCGGUCCGCGUACCGCGGUGCACGUCUCCCGGCGCCCAAACCUAAUCUCUUCGCCGAGCACCUUCCGAGUGCAUAGCAGUGAUCUCCCGCGUUACAGACACGCCGCGGUGUUCUUCACGUACCGCCGCCGUAUACCGCGCGCCCCGACCACGUAGGACGUGCGCUUGAAUACUCUGUCCGUCGCCCGCGCGCGUGUUGUCAGUGCAAUCGUGGCCGACUUCGGAUCGAACGAGUGCGCGUGCCAUUAGUUCCGAACAAUGGAGACCGAAGAGAUCACCAAGCUCGUAGACGGCAUCUACAAGAAUAUUUUGGAGAAAUUCAAUCCAGGAGCUCGUCAAAUGAUCAAUGCGGGCAAAGCAUAUUUGAAAGCUCUUCAUGUUGCCGCUUCAGCUUCUAAACAGUAUACAGACGCUAUAAUGAGAUUGGCCAAGCAAUCGCAGCAAGGCACUUGGGGAGGAUCAGCCGAUAUUGGUUCAGCCCUUAUGCAAAUUGUUGAGGUUUACACUGAAAUUCAAUCACAGCAGCUGAUCAUUCUGAAAGCUUUUUACGUGGAUUUGAUUGUACCAUUGGAGACAAAUCUCGAAAAAGACACUAAAGUGGUCCAGUCCGAACAAAAACGAUUUUUGCAACAGCAUAAACAAAGAUCCGAAAGUUACAGUAAGGCCGCGUCAGCUAUGAAAAAGUGCCGCAAAAAGCAUAAGGUCGGACCCAAAGCCGGUUUGGCCAUGGAUAAAGAAAUAAAGACUAUGCAAAUUCUCGAAGAAGAAAAAUCUAAACUGGAUAACUUUUGCGAACAAAGUUUAAAAAUUGCCAUGACACAGGAAAGACGUAGAUAUGGUUUUGCGUUAGAAAGACAGUGUUCGUUGGUUAAACACUGUCUAGCCUAUCAUACAAAUACUCAGGCAAUGUAUGAUGAGCACCUUAAUGACUGGCUCGAUGUAGCCAAAUCUCGGGAAUGUCUACCAGAAUCUGUAGAAACCAUGUUUGCAACAAAACUUCGACAUGUAAGCUUCUGGAUGGACGACGAUGUGAGCUCUCCAAGAAUCGACGAUGACAGGAUUUCGCUAUCUUCGCAAUUAAGAAAAACUAAAUCGAUGGAUGCAUCUUGUUUAGAUGUUCGAGCCAUGAAUGAUAUAUCCAGCCCGGUUUUAAACUAUCCACUUUCUAGAGCAAAAUCUGAUUUCAAUUUGAACGCAUCAUCGCAGUCUUUAAACAGAAUGGAAAAUGGUUCAAGUCCAGGAAACAAUGGAUCCAGACCCAAGUCAAUGGCAGUGGUGGAUAACGGAUGGGAAUCUCAAGGCGCAAACCUUGUACAAGCUACACACGCUUAUCUGUCUAGCGGUGAAAAUCAACUGAGUUUCCACGAAAAAGAUACAAUUGCGAUAUUGGGCAAAGGAAACAAAGGGUGGCAAUUUGGAGAAAACUUGCGUACCCAGUGCAGUGGCUGGUUCCCGUUAACGUACACUGAACCUGUAUUAGAAGACUCUGUGUUCUCGGACUCACCAUCGUCAUAUCGACGAAAGGACUCCGUGGGUCAAUCGAUCAGUUCGAAUCAUAACAGAAGCGAAUCAGCCACAAUCGGCAAACAAAACCGUUAUCAGACGACAACAUUAACCAGAUUCGGCGAUUCUCUAUCUCACAGGAAUCCGUAUUCGACUCGCCCCAGGGCGAACAGCAGGUCGAACGGCUUCGGGGCUAACCAUCACGGUCCUCCGGCUCCGUCCGUUCCCGCUCCGGUAGUGCCGCGCCAUUACGGUGGACACAUACCGCCACCUGCCGCGUUCUUCCCGCCACCGCCGCAGACUUUGCCACCCGCGGCGCCCGGCAAACCCGGAGCGAUCGACAAGAGGACCGGCGGAGUGCAUCAUCAGCACGGUAACGCGAGCCUCCACAGCAGCAACGAUAGCGGCUUCAGCAACGAUCCGCCGCCCGCGCCCGAGAUCGAUUAUUCCGACGACGAAAACACCAGAACGAUCAGAGAUCCGAAGAAGGACGCAGCGAGUCGUUCCAAACAAAACAUGAUUUAUCGGUCUCCCGAAGAGGACCGUCACCAUAACUUGAACGGUAAUCACCAACAGAUGAAAAUCACGGCGGCCGGCAAACAGUCGACGGGCACGUUGAAGUCGUCGUACAACGGUGGUAGUACGAACACGGGCCGACGGAACACCGGUCCUUCGUCGAUGCGACAGAGCACCAGUGUCGGGCAUCUGUCGUCGUUCGGUGAUGGGUACUCGCCGCCGGGCAGACAGGCGACCGCCGCGGCGUUCGAUGACGACGACAGUGGCAUGGGCGGCGCGCAGGGCAAGAAGAUAAAGAGGACGAAGUCGAUGUGGAAGUUUAAGAAGGGCGGCGGCAGCGACGAGGUGUUGGCUGGCAUGUCCAUGUGGAAGCACAGAUCUCUGGUGGACGUGAAUGCGGCGGAGGACGAGCAACACCAACAGCAGCAGAACAAUAGCUACAACAACAAGUCGUCCGCGGGCACGCCGAUGACCAACAAAAAGUUUACGAUCACGAGCCGGGACAUCGACAUAGCGGGCGGCAGUGGGGGUGGCGGCGGUUACUCGGUGGACGACGACGACAGCCAGACGAUAAUGGACGGAGGCGUGGGUGGUGGCGGAUUGUCGACGGUCCGGAGAAUGACGUACGACAACCGGAAACACCAGAAGCAGCAGAAGCAGUACCGCAGCAACGAGCGCAUCAAUAGCAGACGGUCGUCGUCGUCCAGCUUCGGUGGCGACGAUUCCGAGUCGUGCAUAGUGGUGGACGACCAUUUGAAGGACGCGGUGCACGCGGCCCCGCCACCGCCGGCCAGCCUCUUACCCCGGACCCGGUUGAUCAAGCAGAACGCGGCCGCCAACCCGACAACGGGCGCGGCCGGUGGGAGCGGUGGCCAGGGCGGCAGUGCGGUCGCGCAUCACCAGCAGACCGCCGCGUCCGGGGUCGGGCCGCCCACCAUGAUGAUGUUGAUGUCGCCGCCGCCGCCGCCGCCGCCCGCGGUCCGCACCGCUACGGCCGACGACAAUUACCUGCUGCAGCAGCAUCACCACCAACACCAUCAACACCACCAAGACUCGGACGCGGACGUGCGGUUCGAGAGCGCCAAGUUGCAGACGUUCAAGUACAUCAACGCGACCAGCAACGACGGCUGGUACGACUCGUGGGGAGAGAAGCGAAAGAAGUAAACGACGUGCGUAGCAAACGCACCCGCAGAGGACGAAUGUGUUCGCGACAAUCAAACUGCGCAAAACCAAUACCAACGAUCGGUCAGCGCCGAAGAUAAUGUAAUACAGUCGUCCGAAG
This is a messenger RNA of Sipha flava (yellow sugarcane aphid), 3563 nucleotides long. It is a transcript of the gene IRSp53, whose product is annotated as brain-specific angiogenesis inhibitor 1-associated protein 2. Lineage: Eukaryota; Metazoa; Arthropoda; Insecta; Hemiptera; Aphididae. Gene Ontology annotation, cellular component: nucleoplasm; cytosol. The record is from RefSeq and is a predicted model, not a curated record. The coding region runs from base 521 to 3445 and encodes 974 amino acids. Gene Ontology annotation, biological process: actin crosslink formation; plasma membrane organization; actin filament bundle assembly. Gene Ontology annotation, molecular function: protein binding. The transcript has 15 exons.